Messenger RNA from Phyllostomus discolor (pale spear-nosed bat), 4988 nucleotides. RefSeq names its product complement factor H. Bases 306 to 4961 code for a protein of 1551 amino acids. The transcript is spliced from 27 exons. The record is from RefSeq and is a predicted model, not a curated record. Lineage: Eukaryota; Metazoa; Chordata; Mammalia; Chiroptera; Phyllostomidae.
GCCUAGUUUAUAAAAGCAAACCCAGAGCCGCCGGCCACAGCACUGGCAUGCAGUGGGCGCGCCGAGAGACUGUCUGCAAACUCCGGGCUGCUGGGACUUGUGGUGGAUUUUUUUUUUCCCUAACUUUGCAAAUGUUUCUGAUGGGAGGGGCCUUUGGCCAUGUCUUUGUUUCCUGACCUACGUUUCAACUUCCUUCUGGAGCAAGUAUUUUCCUGCACUAAUCACAACUUUUCUUCACAGAGGAGAACCCGAGAGAGUGUGAGCAUUGUCAGCCACUAAAUGUACCCCUGAAAGAUCCCCUCAAAAUGAGAUUCCCAGCAAAGAUCCUGUGGCUUAUGUUAUGGACGGGCUGUGUAGCACAAGAUUGCGUGACACCUCCUCCCAAAAAAGACAGGGAAGUUCUGCAGGGCUCCUGGUCUGAACAGAGCUACAAAGAGGGCACUAAGGCCACAUACAAGUGCCGCCCCGGGUUCAGGACAUACGGCCUGAUUACAGUGCAGUGCAAGGAAGGCCAAUGGGUGGACCUCAACCCAUCGAAAAUAUGCCAGAAAAAGCCCUGUGGACACCCCGGAGACACACCCUUUGGUUCAUUCGACCUUGUAACAGGAGACAAAUUUGAAUACGGGGCCAAGGUGGUCUAUACAUGCGAUGAGGGGUACCAAAUGAUAGGUGACAUUAAUUUCCGGGAAUGCGAAGCAGAUGGAUGGACCAACGACGUUCCUCUAUGUGAAGUUGUUAAGUGUUUGCCAGUGACAGCCCCAGAGAAUGGGAGAGUUGUCAGUAGUGCGUUCAGCCCAGACCAGGAAUACUCUUUUGGACAGGUGAUAAAGUUUGAAUGUAAUCCAGGCUUCAUGCUUUCUGGCCCUAAAGAAAUACAUUGCUCAGACAAUGGCCUUUGGAGUGGAGAAAAACCAGGUUGCAUGGGAAUUUCCUGCCAAAGACCAGAAAUUCCGAACGGAGAGCCUGCAAACCCGAAGGCCACGUACAAGGAGAAUGAAAGGCUUCAGUACAAAUGCUACCCGGGCUACAGCUACGGUGAAAGAGCGGAGGCCGUCUGCACCCAGUCCGGGUGGGUGCCGCGCCCCUUCUGCAGAGAAGUGACAUGCGAUCCUCCAACUAUUGCCAACAGCCACUACACUCCUGACAGGACCUCAUACACACUUGGGCAUAGACUCACGUACCAGUGUAAAAGCGGCUUUUAUCACUCAGCCCGAGGCAGCACGUCAGAAUGCACCACUACCGGCUGGCAACCUCCUCCAAGGUGCAGCUUUAAGCCAUGCAAAUAUCCAGAAAUAAAGCAUGGAGACCUCUACAGGGCAGACAGAUCUAGAGGAAACUUCCCAGCUGCUGUGGGACAAUCGUUUCACUACUCCUGUGAUGGCAACUAUGAGACGCCUACACAAGACUACUGGGGCAGAAUUACUUGCACAACAGACGGAUGGUCGCCUAAAGUGCCGUGCCUCCGAAAAUGUAUUUUCAAUUACUUGGAGAAUGGAUAUUAUACGAGGGAGCAAAGAGUUUUACAGGGAGAAUCUAUUAAAGUCACCUGCCAUCCUGGUUACAGUCUCCCAAACCAGCAGACCACCAUGACGUGUACGGAGAAUGGCUGGUCCCCUCCACCCAAAUGCAACCAUCUCGUCACAUGUUUAAAAUCGGAUAUAGAAGUUGAGAAUGGAUUUCUUUCUGAAUCUGAACUGUCAUACCUCUUAUAUAAAGAAACACAAUACAACUGCAAACAAGGUUACCUAACAGAAGACGGUCAGACAUCAGGAACGAUCACGUGUCUGCAGCGUGGAUGGUCUACUCACCCCAGGUGCAUUAGAUCUUGUGAUAUGCCAGUGUUUGAGAAUGCCAGAGCCAGAAGUGGCAGCACAUGGUUUAAGGUCAAUGACAGGUUGGACUAUGAGUGCCAGGAUGGAUACAGAAACGGAGACGGACACACCACAGGCUUCAUAGUGUGUGGUCACAGUGGUUGGUCUGGUACACCCUCCUGUCAUGGAAAAGAAUGCAUUGUUCCUGAUAUAGAACAAAACUUAAUUGCUCAGCCCCAGAAAGAGAAAUAUUUCAUUGGAGAUGUGUUGAAAUUCUCCUGCAGACAAAGAUUGAAACUUGUUGGACCUGAUUCAGUUCAGUGUUACAACUUUGGGUGGUCACCAGAUCCUCCAACAUGUAAAGCGGAAGUGAAACCAUGUGGUCCACAUCCUCAGCUCCCCAAUGGGACAGCUACAAACACGCCGAAAGAAGAACAUGAGCACGGUGAAGUUGUGGAGUACGUCUGCGACCCCAGGUUUCUGCUCAAGGGUUCUCGGAAAACUCAGUGUGUUGAUGGGGAGUGGACCUCCUUGCCCCGGUGUAUUGAGGAGAACAGCACAUGUGAAGACAUACCUGUCAUCAUUCACAGCUCCGUCUAUUCCCAGGAGCGUCCCUAUCACCAUGGAGAGUCCGUGACGUUCAGCUGCAGAGAAGGGUUCACAUUGGUGGGGCCCAGAUCAGUUACAUGUUUGAAGGGAAAGUGGACCCAACCACCUGAGUGCAUUGAAACAGGUAACAUUAAGACAUGUAAAUUACCAAGGUCACUUGAAUAUAAGCCACUCCAGUCAUAUAGGGUUGACUACAACCAUAAUGAGCAAGUGAAUUACACGUGCAGAAGAAGGUCAGAGCAGAAGCACUCAGUCUGUGUCAAUGGAAGAUGGGAUCCCCAAGUGAACUGUGGAGAAAUACCAAGAUGUGCACCCCCACCUCAGAUUCCCAGAUCUCAAAAUAUGAUGACCACAGUGAAUUAUCAGGAGGGAGAAAAAAUCUCUAUUCUCUGUCAAGACAAUUCUCUGAUUCUGGAAGAAGAAGACCUCGUGUGCCAGGGUGGAAUCUGGAAGUCAGUCCCACGCUGCAUUGUAUGGUCUUUGUGCCUGACCCUUUCACCUCUGUUCUGCAUUGUAGAGAAAACACCAUGUUCUCAGCCACCUUAUAUAGAACAUGGAACUGUAAAUUCCUCCCGAUCAGAAGAAGGAGGAGAAGAAACAGUGGAGCCCAAGCUCUAUCCACACGGCACUAAAUUACGUUAUGUUUGUGAAGACGGUUUCAAGAUAACUGGGCGCCAUGAGAUAAUAUGCCACCUGGGGAGAUGGAGUUCCCCACCUCAAUGUGUAGGACUUCCUUGUGGACCACCACCUCCACUUUCCAAUGGGGCUGCACCGAACAGGAAAAACAGAUAUGAGUAUGGAGAAGAAUUUACCUACAACUGUGCCCAAGGAUUUAUGAUUCAUGGACCUGCAUCUGUGAUAUGUUCAGGAGGAAAAUGGAGCCCUCCCCCAGAAUGCAUAAAAACAACUUGUCCUUCCCCACCCAGCUUUGAUAAUGCUGAACCUAUAAAUGUAAACAAGAACAGGAAAGUAUAUCAGUCAGGAGAUGAAGUAGCUUAUAAAUGUCGAGAACACUACCAAAUGGAUGGACCCAAUGUUGUUCGCUGUAUGACUGGCAGAUGGAUAGGGACGCCCACAUGCAGAGAUAAUUCCUGUGGAAGUCCUCCUGUAGUCAAAAAUGCCACUAUACAAAACAGGAUGACGUGGUAUCAGUCUGGUGACAGAGUACGUUACGAAUGCCUGAAACCUUUGGACCUAUUUGGGGAUGUAGAGGUGACCUGUCUGAAUGGGAACUGGACAGAUCCACCUCAGUGCAAAGAAGUGACAUGCGAUCCUCCAACUAUUGCCAACAGCCACUACACUCCCGACAGGACCUCAUACACACUUGGGCAUAGACUCACGUACCAGUGUAAAAGCGGCUUUUAUCACUCAGCCCGAGGCAGCACGUCAGAAUGCACCACUACCGGCUGGGAACCUCCUCCAAGGUGCAGCUUUAAGCCAUGUGAAUAUCCAGAAAUAAAGCAUGGGGAACUGUACUGGGCAGACAGAUAUAGAGGAUACUUCCCGGCUUCUGUGGGAAAAUGGUUUUACUACUCCUGUGAUGGCAACUAUGAGACACCUACACGAGACAACUGGGGCAAAAUCACUUGUACAACAGACGGAUGGUCACCUAAAGUGCCAUGUGUCCGAAAAUGUAUUUUCAAUUACUUGGAGAAUGGAUAUUAUCCGAGGGAACAAAGAGUUUCACAGGGAGAAUCUAUUAGAGUCACCUGCCAUCGUGGUUACAGUCUCCCAGACCAGCAGACCACCCUGACGUGUACGGAGAAUGGCUGGUCCCCUCCUCCCAAAUGCAUCCGUGUCGUGACAUGUUUAAAAUCGGAUAUAGAAAUUGAGAAUGGAUUUUUUUCUGAAUCUCAAUUGGCAUACCCCUUACAUAAAGAAACACAAUACAAGUGCAAACAAGGUUACCUAACAGAAGGCAGUCAGACAUCAGGAACGAUCACGUGUCUGCAGCGUGGAUGGUCCCCUCACCCCAGGUGCAUUAAACGUUGUGACAUGCCGAUGUUUGAGAAUGCCACAGCCAUCAUCACUGGAAAAGCAUUUAGGCCCAAUGACACGCUGGACUACCAGUGCCUGGAUGGCUACGAAAACAGAGAUGGACACACCUCAGGCACCAUGGUGUGUGGAAAGGAUGGCUGGUCCGGCUUGCCAAGCUGCUUCAAAUCUGCAGAAAAGUGCGGGCCUCCUCCAGCUGUUGGCAAUGGAGACAUCACCUCCUUCCCACUGACUGCCUACCCUCCAGGGUCAAGAGUUGAAUACCAAUGCCAGGCCUACUAUGAACUUCAGGGUCCUAAAUAUGUAACCUGCAGUGAUGCUAAGUGGUCUGAACCACCAAAAUGUCUAGAUCCCUGUGUCAUAUCUGAAGAAAUCCUGAAUGAAAAUAACAUACGGUUGAAAGGGAAAGAGGACAAGACACACUACGCAAAAACAGGGGAUAUCAUUGAGUUUACGUGUAAACCGGGACACAGUACAGUGACUUCAGGGCAGUCACUUGAAGCCGUGUGUCGGGAAGGGACAGUGCAGUUGCCCAGAUGUGAAUGAAGGUGCUUCCACCUGCUAUCUGUACUU